Messenger RNA from Leptosomus discolor (cuckoo roller), 412 nucleotides. The record is from RefSeq and is a predicted model, not a curated record. Lineage: Eukaryota; Metazoa; Chordata; Aves; Leptosomiformes; Leptosomidae.
CUUGAAGAAACUCUUCUCGGGAGCUACAAUGGCAUCCAGCCGAGGGGCCCUUGUCACUGUUGGACAGCUCUCCUGUUAUGACCAGGCUAAGCAGCUGGUGCUCACGACUGGGUUGCUGUCAGACAACAUCUUCACUCACUUCCUGGCCAGCUUCAUCGCUGGAGGAUGUGCCACAUUCCUGUGCCAGCCCCUGGACGUGCUCAAGACCCGCCUCAUGAACUCCCAGGGCGAGUACCGGGGUGUUACCCACUGUGCCAUGGAAACUGCCAAGCUCGGCCCCCUCGCCUUCUACAAGGGCUUCGUUCCUGCUGCCAUCCGGCUCGUUCCUCACACCGUCCUCACCUUUGUCUUCCUGGAGCAGCUACGUAAAUAUUUUGGGAUCAAAGUGGUCACCUGAGUAGGAGGGAUGGGA